AGUAGAAGAGAGCAAACUCCCCCCCCCCCAAAUAAAUAAAAAAAGACACCAACAAAGCAUAUAGGAAAAGGAAAGCUUGUUUUGAAGCUGAGGAUAAGAAAAGUGCCUGCCAGAAACUAACCUACCCCAAGUGAAAGAGAUUGAGUCGUCUUCUUCCAUCCUACACCCAAAACCCAAUUCCUUUUUGCCCUUUUCUUCCUUUUUAAACGCCAAAGAAGAAUUCAGACCCCUCUUAAAAAUUCAUCUAUGUAAGCAAUAUAUAUCAUAGCAAGGAAAGAUCGAGGGAUGCGUGGAAAGAAAGAAGAAGAUCAAGGGGAGUGUUCUCAAGCUAUCCAUAACAUACAGGGUUACCAAGAACAGUUAUUUAUGCAGCAGCAGAUGCACCAGCAGCAGCAGGGGAAUGAUUUAUUUGGGGGAACAAGGGGAGGGUUGAUAUUCCCUGAAGUUUCUCCCAUACUACCAUGGUCUCUCCCUCCGACUCACAAUUUCAAUCCUUCCCACCACUUCACCGGAAACCCUGUUCGAGACGACGACCCUUUUCUAUUCCCUCCGCCGCCGUCCUCGUACGGUGGUUUAUUCAACAGGAGGGCUCCUGGCCUUCAGUUUGCAUACGAUGGGACAUCGGCUGACCAUCUAAGGAUCUUAUCUGACACUCUAGGACCGGUGGCUCAACCAGGUUCGGCUCCUUUCGGGCUACAAGCCGAGUUGGGGAAGAUGACCGCUCAAGAAAUCAUGGACGCUAAAGCUCUCGCUGCUUCUAAAAGUCACAGCGAAGCGGAAAGGCGAAGAAGAGAACGCAUCAACAAUCAUCUCGCCAAGCUACGCAGCAUACUACCAAGCACCACGAAAACGGACAAGGCUUCAUUGCUUGCAGAAGUGAUCCAACACGUUAAGGAGCUGAAGCGACAGACCUCAUUGAUAGCGGAAACGAGUCCGGUGCCGACCGAAAUCGACGAACUAACGGUUGAUGCAUCGGAAGAAGAUGGUAAGUUCGUGAUCAAAGCUUCACUUUGCUGUGAAGAUAGGUCAGACCUCUUGCCCGACCUAAUCAAAACGUUGAAAGCUUUACGUCUAAAAACACUAAAAGCCGAGAUCACAACGCUGGGUGGGCGUGUAAAGAACGUACUAUUUAUCACCGGAGAAGAAGACUCGAGUAGCAGCGACGAGCAGCAACAGCAGCAGCUGCAGUAUUGUAUAAAUUCAAUACAAGAAGCAUUGAAUGCGGUGAUGGAGAAGACGUCUGUGGAUGAGUCAUCUUCUGGGAAUGUUAAGAGACAAAGGACCAACAUCAGUAUUCUUGAACACAGGUCUCUUUAACUUACCAAAAAAAAAUACCUUUGAAUACGUACUAUUUUUUAAUCUACUAAGUAUUCAUGAUGGGGGUGUUCAUUUUUCUGUUUCGUUUUUUUUUCAUUUUCUGGGAGUGUUUUAAUAUGUGUAUUUUGCUAUCCGUGGACAAAAUAUAUGAUGAUGGUGUGGUAGGUUUGUAUACAUAAACAAUGGAUUUCAAAUUAUAAACACGAAUUUCAAGGAAAGAAAUCAAAAAGGGUGGUGAUGGCAUGAUCAUUUGAUGAGGUGUUUGUGCUUUGGGUUUUGGGUUUUGGUUUUUUAGUAUGAUCAUCAUCAAUGAUGCUGAUUGCAAUGGAGGGAAGGAAUAGGCCAAAAAAAGAGUGGAGGAUCUUUUUCGUGGGAAGAGAAACCUUAUAUCAAAACCCAACAUAGAAAACGUGAAGCUGAUUGCUCUGCUGACUGGAACCAGCUUAGCUUGGAGUUGGGACAAAAACCCAACAUGUAAUGAAACUCUUUGUUCUGGUUUGGUCUGGUCUGGGGUUUUGUUUUGUAGCAGAACUAUACUAUAUCUAUAUCUAUCUAUCUCCCUCUCUCUAUGUCAUCAGAUAUGGUGGGAAUUUAUGAUCAGAUCAUAUGGCAUUAAUAUAUUAAGAACGGUGACGACCAACUUCUUUUUUACCUUCUUAUGCUUGUUCUACUCAUGAUGUUACACUACCACCAUCAU
Molecule: messenger RNA, 2014 nt
Organism: Hibiscus syriacus
Lineage: Eukaryota; Viridiplantae; Streptophyta; Magnoliopsida; Malvales; Malvaceae
Product: transcription factor bHLH30-like
Exons: 3
Coding region: 286-1317 (343 amino acids)
Biological process (GO): regulation of DNA-templated transcription
Molecular function (GO): protein dimerization activity; DNA-binding transcription factor activity
Source: RefSeq, a predicted model, not a curated record